AGCUGCACUGAUUGUAUUACACGUGUUGUUUGAAAUGACUUACUAACUGGUGGUACUUAAAGUGACUUAUUAACUCCUUAUUAAAUGAUACUCGUAAUGAUUUAUCAAGUGUUAAUGAGGAACCAAUAUAUUUUACCCGUUUAAGCGGUGCAUUAAUGGUGUGUAGAAAUUAUGAACCUUACGAUACAAUAGGUGAUCAUUAUGGCAUUAACUUCAGUAAUUAUAACUAAAGAAGUGUAAAUCAAGGGUGUGUAUCGUGGACAACCUCAAGGUGGUAUAAUUUUAAGUAUCGCGCUUAUCUCUUCCUCCAGUGACUUUAGUUCGAUACCUUGUUGGGACAGAUGUGAGAAGGGUGUUAUCCAGUGUGACCCUAUCAAACAUGGCAGGUUGUCUCCGGGUACUGUACUCUAGCUUCUUCCUGUAGUACUAACACUGGAACUAUCGGGAGACUAGUAAAUCAUAAUUGAUAAAACUAUCUAGGAUAAUUGUCACAAAAAAAUAUCUAAAUCCAAGAUGGAGUUUGAUCCGAGAUACUUCAUCUUACUUUAAAAGGAUAAAAUCAAAAUAAAGUAAAGCAAAAUCACUAGAAUAUUGUGUUAACUUCAGAUAUUUUCGUCUGUACUAAAGAAGGAAUCAGGCCGGUGUGUCCAAGCUUAUCUGGUUAUCUCAAGUGUUAACAUCUUGCCAACAGUGUGAAGGAUGUCACUCCAAGCCGUGGUGGAGGGCAGGGACUCCUCAGCCUACUGUCCCAAGCAGCAGAGCUUCUCCUACUUCGGCUUCGUCAACCUCAUGAUGAUCAUCUUACAGGUUGUCAUCAAUAUUGUCAACAUCAACAACAACAAUAAUAACAACAACAAUAAUAACAACAAUAACAAUAAUAAUAACAACAAUGUUAAUGGACCCCAGGGAAGGAAUAUACAGUCUCUUCUUACCCAAGAUUAUGUUCGUCGAUGGUCUGAACCAACGUUUGAAGAUAAAGAAAAACACAAGAGUUACUCCUUCAGAUAUGGUAACUACAGAAAACGGCCAGAAAAAUUCACGACAGAAAUCCAGAAGAAAAUAUUGAUGGCUAACUCGUAUAUUUUGAACGAGAAUUGUGUUUGUUUCAGAAAUUCAGAGACAAUAAAAAAUGGUUCUAAAAUACAACAGAAUGGCGAAAAUAAUUCCAGUCACACCACCAUAACCACAUCACCGUCAUCCAUGAUACUCGAUGAUCCCUGGUCCCUCCUUCCUUACAUUGACAGGAGAAGAGGUGGAGGGUGGGAAGUGGGUGGAGUGCAGGUGGGUGUGUCAUUGGGGGCUGUGAGUGGGUGGAUGUUGAGGAUGGCUACAUCUUCGCCUGGUUGCCUUGGAUGGCUGAUGUGCGAGGCUCUAAAGGCACUUGGCGGAUGGUACAGUGAAAACCGCGAUAUGAUGACGGGGGCGUGUGGGCGUGUCUACCCACAGUGUCAGCUUCUUCCACGCCAGCGCUAGGCCGUCAGGAAGUACAGUGUAAGCGUCUUUCCACCAACCCACACACACACCAUACAGUGUAGGUAACCUGUACAAUAUAUCAAUAAUUUUUUCAAUAAAGUGUUACACGAG
Messenger RNA from Homarus americanus (American lobster), 1584 nucleotides. Its product is annotated as M-phase inducer phosphatase-like. NCBI's taxonomy places the organism in Eukaryota, Metazoa, Arthropoda, Malacostraca, Decapoda, Nephropidae. The transcript is spliced from 2 exons. The coding region runs from base 700 to 1473 and encodes 257 amino acids. The record is from RefSeq and is a predicted model, not a curated record.